ACUAAAGGAAUUUCCUAAAGAAUAAAAAAUGUUCUCUCAUUCAAUGCAAACACCAAGCACAAAGAAAACGCACCGCAAAAUGUGUGAAAACUCAUUGAAAGGCAACAAAUACUAAUUGAAAAGCACAGCAAGAGUGAGUGAGUGAGUGAGUGAGUGAGAGAGAGAGGGAGGAGUGAAACAGAUUAGAGAAAUAUGUCAGCGUCUGACAAACGAACUGUCAAAAUGCCAGACGCGUCAAUAAGUCAGCGCAUCAAUGAACGGCGAAAUGUUGCUGCGGUCGCAACGAAAUUGCUGCAUUUAUGCAUCUAUCUAGUCUGCAUAACACACACGCUGCAACAUGCGAUGCCUGCGGGCAACAUGUUGCAACAACAGCAAGAGCAGCAGCGACAACAACAACAACAACAAAUAACUAGUGUAAAUAGCAGUGUAAAUAUCAAUAUAAGCAGCAAUUUCAAUGAAAUUGUCACGGCCACGGCGACAGCAACAGCUGCUGCUGCGACUGCAACAACUACGGCAACAGCAACACCAGUGCGUCGCAACAAAUGGCGUCGCAAAUUUGUGAGCAACAGUAACAGCAGCAGCAACAGGCGACGCAAACUAUUGCGGCCGCAUCACUAUCAGCGCAAUGUGACGCAUGCAACACGCACCACAACUGCAACAGCAACAAUUGCUACCAGUGCAACAGCAACAACACUAAUACCAAAGAUACAACAACAGCAGCAGCAGCAGCAGCAGCAGCAGCAACACUUCAGUUAUCACACGCGCCUGCACAGCAGCUAUCAGCAACAGCAACAACAUGUUGCUGGCGUGCAGCAGCAGCAGCAACAGCAACAGCAUGUUGUUGCCAUAACCCCGCGACCGCUUAAGCAACAGCAACAUGCUUUUGCGCUGCCGGCUGCCACUUACUAUCAGCAACAGCAGCAGCAGCAACAGCAGCAGCAACUCUUUGGCAAUCUGAGCCGGCAGCAACAGCAACAGCAGCAGCAGCAACACUUUCUCAUACACCCCAGCAGCAACAAUAUUGUGCUGUACAACAAUCUGGACAGUCUGCCGCCCUGUCCGCCGGGCAUGCGUCUGGUGCCACAGCACUUCAUACCCCUCCGCCCAACAGCGACGCCAGCAACACAACGCUCGAGGCAACGUGAUUGCCAAUGCAGUCCAGUGGGCUCUCUGUCUACGGCUUGCGACAAGCGCACCGGGCAAUGUUCCUGCCUGCUGAACGUGGCUGGGCGUCGCUGCGACAAGUGCAAGCCGGGCCACUGGAAUCUGACGCAGGGCGUCGGCUGUCACGACUGCCAAUGCGAUCCGCAUGGAGCACGCGGAAACGAAUGCAAUCCGUGGACGGGCCAAUGCGAUUGCAAAAUAGGUGUUGGGGGCCGGCAUUGCAAUGAGUGCACCGAAGGCUUCUAUGGCUUCAGCACGGAUGGCUGCCAACGGUGUGCCGCGUGCGCAGCGGAGGGUCAGGUCUGUGAUCCGAUCAACGGCCGCUGCAUAUGCCCCAAAUAUACGCGAGGCUUGGGCUGUGGGCAGUGUGUGCCCGGCACCUGGGGCUGGCAGGCACGUCUCGGUUGUCGGGAGUGUGAAUGCGAUCACAUCGGCUCCAUUGGACAGCAGUGCGCCACCGUGGGCGGGCAAUGCCAGUGCCGUGAGGGCUAUGCGGGACGCACUUGCAAUAGCUGUGCCGUUGGCUACUUUGGCUAUCCGGAGUGCCGGCGCUGUGGCUGCGACGUAGAAGGUUCCUUUACGCGAGCGGACGGACUCAUUGCCUGCGACUCGAACGGCCAGUGCCCAUGCAAAUCUCUCGUGGUGGGCCUCAAGUGCGACACCUGCAUGCAGAGCACCUUUGGCCUGUCCGCACUCAAUCCCGAGGGCUGCACCCGUUGCUUCUGCUUCGGGCGCGCCGCUGAGUGCGAGCAGAGUGAACUCUCCUGGGGUCACAUUCGCAUGCCGGAGGCGCGUAAUCUGAGCGUGCAGCAAUUGCGCCCACAACACGUGCCCAAUGGCGAGUUCGAGUACAUUGUCGUCGUCCAAAUGGCGGGCAGCGUCUCGUAUCGCGAGGAUGCGGAAAUACAGCGAAUGAAUGACUUGAGCCUCGUGCCCCGCUCCACGGGCAAUGUGUCCAUUGGCGCCUAUACGCAGUUCUAUCAGCCGCUCUACUUCCAGCUGCCGCCACAAUUCUACGGCGAUCGCACCACCAGCUAUGGUGGCUAUCUCUACUUCUCCCUGAUCACCGACGGCGCUCAGAUGCCGCUGGAGAGGAAGAUAUUGUCACAGUAUCCGCUCGUGCAGCUGCACGCGCACACGAAGUUGGUUCUGGACUUUUAUGAGCACGAGGAAUUCGAGUACUCGCUGAAUGUGACCCAUCGCGUGCCGCUCCACGAAUCCUAUUGGAAAUACCACCAGAACAAUCAGGCGGUGGAUCGCGGCACCUUAAUGGCGGCACUGCAAAAUGUGAAGCAUAUCUUUCUGCGCGCCUUUGCCUUUGCUGAUUUUCAGCAAGUUGUCUUGCACAGUGUUCACAUGGAUGCUGCAAUCUAUGUGCAGGGCUCCACUAAUCUGCUGGCCAAGGGCGUGGAGCAGUGCAAGUGCCCCAAGCGUUUCGCUGGACUCUCCUGCCAGGACCCGGGACGCUCGUUUUACCGUUGGCGCAACACCAGCGACGUGGAAAGUGUCUUCAUUGAAGAUCUAAUUGGACGCGCGGCUCCGUGCCAUUGCAAUGGACGCAGCAAUGAUUGCGAUCGCGAAACCGGCGUUUGUUUGAAUUGUCGCGAUAAUAGCGGCGGUGCGCAUUGCCAGCACUGCGCCGAUGGCUACUACGGAGAUCCGAAUUCACGGCACGGAUGCCAGGCCUGCCCUUGCCCGGAGACGAAUCGCAAUUUCGCACGCGGCUGCAAUGUGCGCGAGGGCGAAGUGAGCUGCGUCUGCAAGCCCGGCUACACGGGCCGCCUGUGCGAGCACUGUCAGCCGGGCUACUUUGGCAAUCCGAUGCAGUAUCCGAACAGCAGCUGCCAGGCGUGCGACUGCCACGUGGAUGGCCUACGGGCGGAGGGCUGUGAUGCGCAGACGGGGCAGUGCCACUGCCGGGAGGGUGUCACAGGCUUAAAGUGCGAUAAGUGCAUGGCACAGCGCCACCAUCUGCAAGACCAGGGCUGCAGGCUUUGCGACAACUGCACGCUGCUGCUGCUGGACUAUGUGGAGCUGGUGGGGCACAAGCUGCGCCGCGGGCUGCACAACAUGGACCUGACGGGCAUUCCGGCGCCUUACCUCAAGUUGAGUGAGUACGAGCGCGCCUAUAAGGAGUGGCGUGCCCGCCAACAGGACGUUAGCCAGGCCCGGCAGCUGCUGUUGGGCUAUGACGUGGGCGCCCUGCUCAAGAUGGAUGCGCAUGCGGAGAAUAAUAAGUUCCAGUCCCGGAAAGCUCUGGCCACCAUUGGCAAGCGACAGCAUGCGCUGCAGUCGAUGCAGGAGUCGGCUCUGGUCCUUCAGCAGGACGUGCGCAAAAUGCGUGGCGAGCAAAUGCAGACCUUGCAGGAUUUGCGCAACUAUGGCACGGGCGCCCAUCAUCUCAGUCUGCCCACGGCCCUGAAGCAGGCCCGAUUCUAUCUGGAAGCCAUUCAGCAGCAUCAUCACAUGGUCCAAGACAUUCGCAGCUCCAGCGACUGCGCCUGGGAGCUCUUCUAUGCCACCGGCAACGCCUCCGAUGCGGCCUACGAUCAGCGAGCGCGCCUCGAGAUGCUCUGGCGCGAUCUGAAUCAAACCAAUUAUCGUGUGGCCGAUAUGCGGCUGCACCUCGAUCGCACCCAGGACGUGGAGAGCGAGGCGGAGGAUGUGCUCGAGCAUGUGCGCAAUCUCAGCGGCCAUGUGGCCGAGCAGUACCAGGAGCUGAGCGCACUGGACCAACACAUACAGCAACAGUUGAAUCCACGUCAAACUGAGCUCGGCCAUAAAAAUCUCCGAACGAGCAUUGAGCAUCAAUUGCAACUGAACGCGCAGCGACGUCAACUGGCUGCGGCCGCAGCGCAGCUGAAUGCGACGCUUCUCGUGGAGCUGGAGCUGCAGCGCGAGGUGCGCAAGCAUUGGCUACCCAAGGCAGAGAAGCAUGCAGCACGUCUGCUCGAACGCUCCAACGAAUAUGCCAAGCAAUUCCAGCCGACGCGCAAUGCGGCACGCAUUGCCAUGCUGGCCAGCUCCGCCCACAGCAACAUUUCGCUGGCCAUUGCAGCCGCUCAGCAGGCAUCGCUGCUGGCCAAGGAGCGCGUGUUCGAGGCCCAAAGCACACUUUAUCCCAGCGACGGCAGCUCGAUGAUCGAACGUGCUAAGCACUCGCUGCAGCGCUCCAAGCAGCUGCAGCGUGAGGCCUUGCAGCAAAUGCAAAAAUCCACCGUUCUGAAGGGCAAGCUGCAGCAGCAGCAACAGCAGGUGGAGGGCAUCAAGCGCACCAUCUUUGAGACGGGACAGCGCAGCAAUAACAUCACCAGCCAGCUGCAGUUGCUCAGGAAUGGCUCGGCGCGACGCGAUGCGCAGCAGAGCAUGAAACUGGCGCAGCAGACCAGCGACGAGAUGCGCCAGGAGCUGAGGAGGGCGAAGGAGCUGCAGCAGUCCAUACAGCAUAUGCGCAAGUCCUUUGCCAUGCUCGAGCCAGACUGGGAGAUCAAGCUGGGCAUGGCCGAGGAGAAUAUCUCGCUGACGAAAACGAACUUGCGGCUGGGCAACGUCUCGCUCAGCUACAUCGAGCAGCAGGCGGCCAAGGAGCAGCAGAUCUUCGAGCAGUGGAACAACAGCAUGGCCAGCCAGCUGCAGCAGCUGAGGGAUCAAAUAGCCAAGGCUAGGCAUGCAGCCGAGGCGAUCGAUGUCUCGCUGGAGUCGCUGGGCCCCAAGUGCAGUCGCAGCUAUCUGCCCGUCUCCUAUGGCCUGAGCACCUCCAAUUCGCUGCGCUUGAGCUUCAGCCUCUCCAAUCACAUGGGCAACUCGCCGCUGUUGCUCGUGCAGGGCAGCGAGGGUCGCCACAUCACUUUGGAGCUGUACAGGAGGCAUGUGCGGCUGAUUUGGUAUCUGGGCGGCAGCACGGCGACCAUAACGCAUCCGCUCGAGGUGCAGACGCGCGAUCCCAAAUACGACGAUGCCUGGUAUCACGUGGAAGCGAAUCGCACACUGAACCUGGGCAGCCUGCUGGUGCGCCGCAUGAACAACUUUGGCUCCUUGAUGCCUGGCUCUCCGGUUACCGGCUCCACGGAUGCGGAGCACACGCGUUUCUAUCAGACUCACGACGAGCGCAUCUUGCUGGGCGGCCCGGCGUCCAAGGACCAAACACCGGGUCUAAAUGUAGUCGUGCACCAGGUGGAGGUGGACAAUAAACCGCUGGGCCUAUGGAACUUCAUCAGCAGCGAGGGACGGUGUGGCGGUGCCAUGAUUGGCGCCAGGGAAUCAACGGCCUCCUCGGUGGCACGGCACUUCAAUGGCCUCGGCUAUGCGCAGCUGAAGAAGACGCGACCGCGCCCCUAUCGCAAGAAUCUCUUUGCGCUGCAGAUGACCUUCCGCACGCUGGACGAGAAUGCGCUGCUCUUCCUGGCGGUUGAUGACAAGAAUAACCGCUCCGUUUCGGUCACAUUGAGUCGCGGUCGCAUCAUGUUCCGCAUCGAUUAUGGCGACGAGUCCAAGCUGGAGAUAAAUACCACCAAAAAGUACAACACCGGCCAGUGGAUCAAAAUCGAGGCGGCGCGCGAGUUCUCCACACGACGCAGCACCGAGAAUGGAAUGCUGCGCGUGAACAAUGAUCGCCCCAUCUCCGGCGCACCCACAUUGCCCGUGAAGAGUCACAUGCUGCCGGAUCUGUCCAAGGCGGUGUAUUAUCUGGGAGGCGUGCCACCAGGCUUUACUUCAGGCACUACUAAAGCACCCGGCGCUGAUAAUCCCUUCCUCGGCUGCAUGAUGGAUGUGCAGGUGAAUGGCGAGACCUAUGAUCCGCUCGAGAGCUCUACAUACUUUGGCGUGGAGUCCUCCUGCAAGGACAUGAUUACAAAAGCUGGCUUCUCGGGCAAUGGCUACUUGGAGCUGCCAUCGCAGUCGCUGCGCAAGCGUGCCAAUGUGGCUCUGGUGUUCCGCACGCUUCAGGCCGAUUGUCUGCUGCUGCUGGCCGCCUAUCCACCCGAAGUGCUUGGCGACUACGAUGCCAAGGAUAUCAAGGGCAACUACUCGAUGAGUCUGGUCGAUGGCCAGCUGCAGGUGUGGCUCAAUUCCGGCCGCAGCUUCAUCAAGAUGUCCUCCAAUGCCAGCCAGCUGAACGAUGGCGAGUUGCAUGUGAUCAAUCUCAGUAAGACCGGACGCCGCCUGGAGUUGAUGGUGGACGAUGAACUGCAGGAGGUUCGCACCCUGACGGGCUCACCCUCAAUCAUCAGUCUACCCCAGGAUGCGGGCGGGCUCUACAUUGGCGGUGCACCGCCCCACGAGAUCUACACACCCUUGGCGCCCACCUUUGUGAAGCUGGAGGGUGCCGUGCGGGAUGUGGUGUUCAAUAACCGUACGAUCAAUUUCAAUGAUGCCCUGACCUUUGUCAAUGUGCAGAUCGGACGCAACGGUCCAGUCAUGGGCAGUCCCAAGGGCGCUCUCUACGAUGUGCUGCUCAAGACGGAGCCAAUGAUUGGGAAGAGUUUCACCGCCUCACCGGAGGGCUGCAAGCGGAUCGGGAGCUACUCCUACGAGCCGAAUGCCUUCAAGUUCGGCGACGAACUCUAUAGCUACUCGCAGCUGAAGCUGCCCGAGCGUCACUUCUGGCAACGCAACUUCCAGCUGAGCUUCGAGUUCCGCUCGUUCUAUCCGAAUGGUAUGCUCUACUUAUCGCCGGGCAGCAAGGAGAAGCCCAAGCACUAUGUCACCCUGCUGCUCAAGGAUGGCCAGCUGGUGUUGAUAGUGCGCGGACGGAGGCGCGAGGAGCUGCUGCUCACCGCCAAGCUGAACGACGGCGAAUGGCAUCGGGUUACGAUCAGCUGCCGCGAUCGCAAGGUUACGCUGAGCGUCGAGAUUGGACGCACAGAUCAAAAGACCUCGGCCCAGAUGAAGGUGCCCAAGAAAAUAGGCGCCUCACAGCUCAUGCUGGUCGGCGGCCUGCCCCAGGCACCGGUCAAGGUGCCCUCGGAGCUCUAUAUGCGCCUCGAGCCCUUCAAGGGCUGUCUGCGGCGAUUCAGCAUCAACAAUAGCACACAGGAUCUGGCACGUCCGGGCAAGCACGCAAAUGUCGGACAAUGUUUCCCGAAAGUGGAGCGCGGCAGUUACUUCCCAGGCGAUGCCUAUGCCAUAUACAAGAGAAACUUUCAUGUGGCCAAAUAUUUGGAACUGGAAUUGGAAUUUCGCACCUCUGAGCUAUCCGGCAUAUUGCUAAGCGUAUCCGAGCCCAACAACUUUCCUUCGCUCUCGCUGGAGCUAAGCAAUGGCAAUAUCGUUUUCUCAUGUGAUCUGGGCGAUGGUGUGCCCUUCCGCGUGGAGUCUACGCUGCCGGACAAAUAUGCUUUGUGCGACAAUAAAUGGCACAACAUAUCCGCGCUCUAUGACGGCGAGCAGAUUGCGCUGAGGAUCGAUCAGCUGCCCGCCACGAUCAGCAUGUCGAGCCAACGCAAUGCGGGCAAGGUGCAAACACGUUCGCCCCUCUACAUAGGCGGACUGCCAGAUAUUGCACCGAGUGGCUGUUUGUUGUCCCGCGAUAACUUCAAGGGCUGCAUACGUAAUGUCUCCAUACGCAAUGAGAGACGCGAUUGGAUCGAUAUGGAUGAUCUGCACAAUGUGCUGCUCAGCGAGUGUCUUGUCUCCAGCGAUGAUUGAAAUAUAUCGAAAUAUGUAGAGAUCGCGGAACGUUUUCUGGUUCCUGUUGUUGAUGCCACACCAAAACUUUUCCAAAUGCAUUGUGAUCAAAUAGGAGUUUUAGACUUAGACUUAGACAACGUCCAGUUCGUAGUAUAUCACUGCCAUAUAAGUAAUAUAUACCUAGCUAUACGUUUAGCCAGUGACUGCAUUUUACAUACUACAUACAUAUAUAUUAUUAUAUA
This is a messenger RNA of Drosophila navojoa, 8036 nucleotides long. It is a transcript of the gene wb, whose product is annotated as wing blister. Lineage: Eukaryota; Metazoa; Arthropoda; Insecta; Diptera; Drosophilidae. The record is from RefSeq and is a predicted model, not a curated record. Gene Ontology annotation, biological process: animal organ morphogenesis; tissue development.